This is a messenger RNA of Dacryopinax primogenitus, 1712 nucleotides long. RefSeq lists its product as uncharacterized. The transcript has 2 exons. Lineage: Eukaryota; Fungi; Basidiomycota; Dacrymycetes; Dacrymycetales; Dacrymycetaceae. The record is from RefSeq and is a predicted model, not a curated record. The coding region runs from base 179 to 1303 and encodes 374 amino acids.
ACAACUUCCUUUAACUCCCCUCGCCACACACAUUCUCUCCUCCUUCUCCCCCCUUGCUUUAUCACGUCGACCAAGUUUCCAUCUUAUCCCCCUCACUUUCCUUCUGACACGACCCUGCCUAAUCUCUCUCCUAUCCGCUCUCGUCGCCGACUCGCACACCCCUGUCAAUCCAUGAGCAAUGCCUUACUACACUCGCUCCAGCGGUCGGAAGUCAGUCUCGUCCGAUUCAGCACCGUCAACUCCGAUUAGGCGAGCCUCUUCUUCCAGGGAGAUACAUGCACCCCCAGCACCCUCACCUGUCCCACCAUCUCCCAUUGCCAAACCUCUUCUGCACGAUCUGGUCAUCAGCAAGGAGGACGAGCACAAUGACAUUCUCAUGGCCAUUGUGUCCACUCUGGCCAACCAAAAGGACCCAUCCCACACUAUGACAACGUACGAUAUGGCUAGGCUCAUUCCCCACAAGGCCAACGCGCUGAGCACCUGCAUUCGUGCUCACCUCCGACGUACUUCCCCACCACACCUAGUCCUCCGCCACGACCCCCAGGGUGAAGGCAAGGUACCAACGUACUCGCUCAAUCUACCCCUUUUCGCUGGCCGGUCUCAGGUGGCACCGAGCGCAGUCUCACAGCCGACUGCACACGGCGACAUGGAGCUUGAUGACGACAACGAGCUCCCAGAUGACUUCGAGCUUGAUGUUGACAACGUCGAUGCUCCUGGACCUGUGAAAACUGAAGAAUCCGAGGAUUUCUUCGAAACCUUCAGCUCCCACACUGGAUCCGUAUCUCCUGUCAUCACACCACCGCCACCGCUCUCCUCCUCAAUCCCUCGUCUUCGCUCCCACUUCGUCGAAAACCUCGCUAUGCCAUCUCGCGGCAUCUCUCCCGAUGCUACCUCAGAUGGUUCCAGUCCCCCAUCAACGCCUCUUUCUCCCUCUUCUCCGCUCAUCCCUGCCACUGUGCCGCUUAGUCCCACCACCGGCAUCCUCAGUCAAGGCUUCAAGGCAAUGCUCUUACAAGAGUCGACGAAAGGUGCGAUGGACUCGUACGCGUCUUCACCUGUGUUGGACGUCAAUGUUGGCUUCUUCCCAACUAUGACAAUGGUUGGACCUGCCUUCGAGCCCCAGAUCGCGCAAGAAGACUGCAUCUCAUACAAGCAAACCGCAAUGAUGAAUGCGCAAACCUUCAUCGAACCGGUCACCUAUGCUGGUGAGACAAGAUGGGAUUCUGGAGAGGAUUGGAUGAUGGGACCCGAAAGCAUGCCAAUCGAUGAGCUUGACAGGGAGCUCAGCGAAGCAUGGCACUAAUCCACCGAGAAAAGCAUCAUGGCUGGCUGGUUCGCCUGUGGUUAUCGUCGGUUCAGCCAGUUUCGGCCUUCGUUCAUUUCAAAUACACGACUACUCGAUCUGAUUCGCCUUUCGGCAAAAUGGAAAUUCACACAAUCCUUCGAAACUCGAUAUGUAAUCGUUAGUCUGCUAUAGAUGCAGCAUCCAUGUUCUGCUACCGUACCUCAACACCUCUCAACACCCUACCGUACUAACGACUACAUCGUCUCGUUAACUUUCCUCUUCCCUCAACCUUAGCACUGUAUGUUUUCCUCAUCCUUAGGGCCUAUCGGGCUUCUCCGUGACGUGAUUGGGCUGAUUUUUCUGGUGUGCUGGACGUUGAAGAAACUUUUGUAUCCUAAGAAGAUCCAAGCUGAUGCCGAUGAUGUUC